GACUGUUUUUAUUACGUCAUUACAAUCCAGGAAGAGGUGAAUCUGCAACAACCCAGACAUUCAAAAUAAGGGGGGGGUGCAAUUAAGCCUUUGGAGGUUCUUCCAGUCAGACGCGAAUAUCUAGUAAUACACAUUUCUUAUUUGCCGAUGUCGUGCAUAGUUACCAUUGUGGACAUAGUCUUAUCAUAUUAAUCAUAUCAGCGUUGUUCAUCCUGUAGAUGCUAGCUUACUUGUCUUUAGCUAGUUGACUGGCUAACGGGUUAGGUUGUUCAUUUAUACCUCGCGUAAAUAAUAAUAUACUGUACCUAGCUGGCUAUGCUAACCUAGAAAUAUACAUAUCAAAUGUUAACACAUACCUAACUUCAAACUAAAUCAUGUGAAGUGAACGUACGAAUAAAUUAAUCAAUGGAAAAAAGCAGUGAACAUCGGAAGGCAGUGCAUUCAAUCCCUUCUUACCUGACAGUACUGUAGCGGUUUGACGAUUUGACCAAAGCUCUCGCCAGUCAACAUGCCACUGCUGUUUUCCGAGAGAUUUCCAUGGCCCAGUUUGCAGAUAUACACAGCUUUAAGUGCCGCAUUGCUCACUGGAACCAUCUUGAGUGGCUACUCAACUGUCAAAGAGCUGGACUACACACAUAUGCAGAGCAGUACUCCUGUAGAAAGUGAUGAUGAUGAUCAGUAUACCAGCCUUGGAGAUGUAGCUGCCACUGUCCUGUUGUACCUGGUUUCAGACACUGUUUUUGUUUGGGUGAUGGUGAAUACUGCCUGCUGUGUCCUGAUGCUGGUUGCAAAGGCCAUCCAGUGAAUUGUCUUUGGCCCACUCCGUGUCAGUGAAAAACAGCGCCUGAAGGACAAGUUCUGGAACUUCAUCUUCUACAAAUUCCUUUUUAUCUUUGGGGUGCUGAACGUUCAGACGGUGGAAGAGGUGGUCAUGUGGUGUCUGUGGUUUGCCGUGCUCGUCUUCCUGCACCUUAUGGUUCAGCUCUGCAAGGACCGCUUUGAAUAUCUGUCCUCCUCCACGUCCACAACUAUGGGCAGCCACAUGAGGGUUCUGGCCCUGUUGGUGGGGCUGCUGUUGCUCUGCUGCGGCCUGGCUCUGCUCUGUGGCCUGCUGGAGCCCCUGCAUGGCAUUCACACCGUGUCCUUCAUGGCCUCAGUGUGUGUGCUGGUUUCUGUUAGAUCUGGACAUGUCAUUAUCAGGUUAUCUAUUCACCUGUGGGACCUGAACCGUGAGGCCACCUGGGAAAGUAAGGGGUCUUACGUCUACUACACUGAUUUUGUGAUGGAGCUGGCUCUGCUGGGGCUGGACCUCAUGCACCACAUCCACAUGCUAGUGUUUGGGAACAGCCUGGUCAUCUUCAUGCAGCUACGUUACCUUUUCCAUGAGGUCCAGAAGAGAAACAGUCGCCACAAGAACUACCUCUGCGUCAUUGAUAAAAUGGAGGCCAGGUUUCCUAUGGCCAUCUCUGAUGAGCUGGUAGCCAACAAUGACGACUGUGCUAUCUGCUGGGACACCAUGACGACGGCACGCAAGCUGCCUUGUGGACAUCUCUUCCACAGCUCCUGCCUGCGCUCCUGGUGGGAGCAGGACACGUCGUGUCCCACGUGCCGCAUGUCUCUGAACAAGACGGAGGGGGUGGGGGAGGACAGCGAGCCCCUACUGGAGGACAACCUGGAUCCUGGAAGUGGCAGGCCUGAGACUCAUCCACACGUCAACCAGCACAACCACUUCUUCCGCUUUGACGGUUCUCGCAUUGCAAGCUGGCUGCCCGGUUUCUCAGUGGAAAUCACGCACACGAUCAACGUCCUGGGGGUCGUCCCACAGGUCAACAACUCCCAGCUCAAUGCCAUGGCCCAUCAGAUCGGGGAGAUGUUUCCUCAGGUUCCCUACCAGCUGUUGCUGCAGGACCUGCAACUAACGCGCUCCGUAGAGGCCACCACAGACAACGUCCUGGAGGGACGCAUUGCUGUGCUUUUCCCCCACACAGGUCUGCUGUGCUGCUCUUCCUCUCCCGUCCAGCUUGUGGAUAACUCCGUCUCCCAGGUCAGCCCCUCCCCGGCAGAUGUGGGCACGGCUAGCGGGCGUAUAGAGGUUGUUACCCCGGGGGUAUCGGACUUUGAGGUCAGGGGAAGCGGCUUCUCCAGGUCGGCCGAGGAGAGACAGAAGAUGCUGCUGCAGAGGAGAGAUGAGCUAUUGCUCCGCGCACGCAGGAGAUAUCCGUGCAGGAGCCCAGAGCAAGCCGCUGCUGCCAUGAAUGAGGAGGGUGUCGAUGAGGCGUGGCCUCCCUGGCGGAUAACGUCCCAACCGGUUUAG
Messenger RNA from Esox lucius (northern pike), 2314 nucleotides. RefSeq names its product autocrine motility factor receptor a (gene amfra). Lineage: Eukaryota; Metazoa; Chordata; Actinopteri; Esociformes; Esocidae. The record is from RefSeq and is a predicted model, not a curated record. Gene Ontology annotation, molecular function: ubiquitin protein ligase activity; ubiquitin binding. Gene Ontology annotation, biological process: protein K48-linked ubiquitination; endoplasmic reticulum unfolded protein response; ubiquitin-dependent protein catabolic process. Gene Ontology annotation, cellular component: ubiquitin ligase complex; endoplasmic reticulum; cytosol.